CUGCUGGCGCGGCCACCCCCCGAAGUUAUAAAAGUGGCGGCGCGGGGAGCAGCGAGCUCUUUAGAUCGUAGACUAGUCGCCAUGGAGAGCCCCGAAAGCGCGCACUGUUCCAACGCCUCGGCGUGGCAGCCCGUGGCCGAGGCCAGGGUGUCCGGGGUGUCCGGGCCGUCAGAGGUCCGCAUGCUCGGAUGGAACAUCCCCCCAGAAAUCCUGCCGCACGUCCCAACGCACUGGCUGGGGUACCCGGAGCCCGACCCCCUCGUCAACUACGGCCUGGGGCUGCUGUACUGCUUUUUCUUUUUCUUCUCCGUGCUGGGCAACGGAAUCGUCAUCUACAUCUUCCUCACGUCGAAGAAUCUGCGGACGCCGUCCAACAUCUUCGUCGUGAACCUAGCGCUGUGCGACUUCGUGAUGAUGUUGAAGACGCCUAUCUUCAUCUACAACUCGUUCUCGGGCAUCGGGGCCGGCGCCACCAACGCGGCCAUCGCCUACGACAGAUACAUGACCAUCGCCAAGCCCUUCGGCAGCAAGAUGACGCGGGGGAAGGCCAUCAUGAUCGUGGUGCUCAUCUGGAUGUGGGUGUCGCCCUGGGCCCUGUUCCCCGCCCUCGAGGUCUGGGGCCGCUUCGUGCCAGAGGGCUUCCUCACCAGCUGCACCUUCGACUACCUGACGGACACCACCCACAUUCGAGUGUUCGUGGCGGUCAUGUUCAGCGUCUGCUACUGUGUGCCGAUGUCCUUCAUCAUCUACUUCUACUCCCAGAUCGUCAGCCACGUCGUUGCCCACGAGAAGGCCCUCAAGGCCCAGGCGAAGAAAAUGAACGUGGAGUCACUGCGAUCCAACGCGGACAAGAACCAGGAAUCGACUGAAAUUCGCAUCGCCAAGAUGGCCAUCUCCCUCUGCUUCUUGUUCGUGCUCUCUUGGACGCCAUACGCAGCCGUCGCCCUGACCGGUGCUUUUGGAAACAAAGCGCUCCUCACUCCUGGCAUCACCAUGAUUCCGGCCUGUACGUGCAAAUUGGUGGCAUGUAUUGACCCCUAUGUGUUUGCCUUAAGUCAUCCUCGAUUCAGGCUUGAGCUUCAAAAGAGGAUGCCUUUCCUAGACAUCCGUGAAUCUCAACCUGCAAGUGAGACAGCAUCAACAACGACGGAGGCAACAAGCGCAAACCCUGAAUAAAAUGAUUGCUUAGGAUUACUAAAGAAAAUCCUAAAGAGCCCUCACAAGUUUUGAAAUUUAAGAUGACAAACUCAUAAAUGCCUACAUCGGCAACAAUUUCUUUUUUCUAAUAAAUCUUACAUCUGACCUUACAGGCCUUGCAUAGAAUAUGGACAAUGACUGGAAUGUUUCUGUAAAUCCCAAGCCCCUUCACCACAGAAAAAAUUAUAUUAUGGCAAUUCUUUAAAAAAUACAAAAAAAUAAAUAAAACAAUUAAAUGAAAACCCUGGUAGCUUUUAGAAAUUUAUGUUCUUGAUUAAAAGAUUUGUGCUUUAUGUUUUAGAAAUGUACCCACAAAUAUUACAUAUUUCUUUAAAAUGAAGAAUAAAAUCCUCAGAAAUUUAGGCAUUUAGCUGUUUGUAUCUGAUAUUUGUAUUUAAGUUAAACGGUAAGUGGUCGAAGCAGUAGAAACAACAAUAUUUGUGGAUAAAUGUACUGAGGAGGACAAUAAGAACAAUAAAGCCGUGAUGAUGUUAA
Molecule: messenger RNA, 1692 nt
Organism: Thrips palmi
Lineage: Eukaryota; Metazoa; Arthropoda; Insecta; Thysanoptera; Thripidae
Product: opsin, ultraviolet-sensitive
Exons: 9
Coding region: 82-1176 (364 amino acids)
Biological process (GO): G protein-coupled receptor signaling pathway; visual perception
Cellular component (GO): membrane
Molecular function (GO): G protein-coupled receptor activity
Source: RefSeq, a predicted model, not a curated record